GGAAGCUAUGUACCAUCUGCAGACGCAAGCCAGAAAACUGAAGCAAAGGAAAAAGCAUCAACUACAGCUGAAACAGUUGGUGCAUUCCAAAAGCUUCCGAUGGUGAUGCCAUCAGUUGAUAUACUAUAUUCUGCACUGCGGAAGGCAAAGAGGGUUUCACCUACAAAGGGCAUUGCUAAUGUUGCAAAGCGAGAAAGAAAUCGAGGUGCAAAGCAGCUUGAUGCAUUAAUGAAGGAACUAGCCAUUCCUUUGAGAACUUAUAUAGAAGACUUCCCGAACAAGAAAUAUUUGCAUCCAUAUGAGAAAUCACUUGUUGAGUUAACACUUGGGGAUGGAAACUACGAAGAGGUGUUGGGAAAGGUUGAAGCUUUGAGGAAGAAGGUGGUUUCAGUUGGAAAGGAACAUGCUUCAAUUUGUGCUAAGUCUUUAUCAAAACGGGAAGCUGGAGAAAGAUUGAGUGAGGGCAUGAAGAAACUCGAAGAAAUCUUUCUUCGAGAGGGGAAAGUUGUUGACGAAUUGUUAAACAUUGCUAAGAUUUUGCGAGCAAUGCCAGUCGUUGAUUUGGAAACGCCAACUCUCUGCCUUGUUGGAGCUCCUAAUGUAGGAAAGUCAUCCUUGGUCCGUCUACUUUCGACAGGGAAACCUGAGAUUUGCAAUUACCCUUUUACAACUAGGGGGAUUCUGAUGGGUCAUAUAACUUUCAGCUACCAGAAUUUUCAGGUGACAGACACCCCUGGGCUUCUGCGUAGACAUGAUGAAGAUAGGAACAACUUGGAAAAGUUGACACUUGCUGUCCUCUCUCAUUUGCCGACUGCUGUACUAUAUGUUCAUGAUCUUUCUGGAGAAUGUGGGACAUCACCUUCUGAUCAGUUUGUCAUCUAUAAGGAAAUAAGGGAAAGGUUUAGCAACCAUCUUUGGCUUGAUGUUUUGUCCAAAUGUGAUUUGCUGGAAGAAUCUCCUGUUGUCUACGUUACAGAAGAUGUUAAUUGUGAUGAUUAUGAGCUGGCUAAAUAUCGGAAAAUGGGACCUGAUGGAGCCUUGUGCGUGUCAGUGAAGAGUGAAAUGGGACUUGAUGAGUUGAAGAGUAGAGUGCAUAAGUUGCUGGGUUCUCAAUUCAUGAAGAUAAAGGGCAAUCAAGAAAAAUUGGAAGUAUGUGGGUGAUCUAAAUUUACGAAAGGCACAAGAAUUGGGGAAUCUCACAAUCUCUGCAAGCAGUAUUCUGGAAUGAAGCAUCUCAAGGGACCUGAUAGUACACAAGGCAAAACAGUUGAUAUUUGAUCUUUGUUGCUUGCAGAUGCAGCCUGAUACUUUGAAGCAAAAUGCAGAUUCAAUGGUGAUAAGAGGCUCCUUGGUGGCUUGGCUGAUAUUGGAUGGAAGUUGUGCAAGUCCUCAAUCCUAUUUGAUUGACAGCAUAUCCACAGUUUCAGCUUUAGGUAUUCAUCAAUUUCUACGGCUUCAAGAAGCGAUUUGUUUCUCCUCUUUUCUACCUGGUUGUUCUGCCUCCAAUGCUUAUUAAUGCUCCCCUAGCCCUAACUGUAUGAACCAGCAUUCUUCUGGAUUAUGUCUACUUAUUUAGUUGUGGUAGUGAUCUUCUAACGCUACUGCAAUUUGAUUUCUCCCUAGAACUUGAAAAGCUUUGCAGUAGUUAGACGUGCAACUAUCUAUUUAUUAACUGCUGAAGAAUUUGCUGUAUGCGUGAUUAAGUGAUCACGAGUUUCAAUCUUUAAACCCUGACGGUGACAUAGACCACAGUUGUCAGUUGUACUGAUAGCUUUCUCAGGAGAUCGAAACUUCAGUGAUAUUAAAUAUUGCUUA
Molecule: messenger RNA, 1815 nt
Organism: Coffea eugenioides
Lineage: Eukaryota; Viridiplantae; Streptophyta; Magnoliopsida; Gentianales; Rubiaceae
Product: nucleolar GTP-binding protein 1
Exons: 13
Coding region: 100-1161 (353 amino acids)
Biological process (GO): ribosomal large subunit biogenesis
Cellular component (GO): nucleolus
Molecular function (GO): RNA binding; GTP binding; GTPase activity
Source: RefSeq, a predicted model, not a curated record